UGAGAGAAAAAGAAAAAAAAAAGUGGGGGCGAGGGCUACUCUCCAAAUCAGGCUUUCAGUGAGUGAUGCUGCCGCCAUAGGUAGAGGCUGCACAGAAACAUGCUGGGAUUAAAGCAGUGAGUGGACCGACGGCUCCCCGCGCGCACCUGGUCUUAGCGUGACGCACAGGUCCCCGGAGUCACGUUGGAGCGGAGCCGGCGGCGGCGGAGGGAUCACCAAGUUGGGAUGUAUUGAGAGAGGAUGCUGGCGUCCCGCAGCUGUUAUUGCGCUUUAAAUCUGAACGCAAAAUAAAAGGGAAGGUGUGAAGAUUUCUUCUCCUCUGGCGCCUCAAGAAAGCAAUAAAACUAUGCGGAUUUUGUCCCGUUUAUGUUAAGCUGCGAGAAGCCAGGGUGUUGGAGGGAUUUUGGAAACUGAUUGGGAUCUGAUCCAAGUGGCGCAUCCACCGCUCCGACUGCGCGUAAUGGGAGAAAAGUUUCGGAGGCGCUCGCAUCAUCCCGCCACUUGUAAAUAACAUGUGAACCCCGCUUCUUCUGAACGCAUCAGACCAAGUUUCCUAGUGAAUUUCUAACCAUCCAUUAUGACUUGAAACACUCCUGGGGGAGAUCGGGACUCUAAUCAAACCAGCGAACGAUCCCCGCACCGCCAAAGAAGCGCAGACGGACAUUUCGGAUCUAGAGGAGAGGAUUUCUGCAGCACCGCAGUGAAGAAGCCCGAUCCGCUUGAUACAGAGACAGGUUCCGUUUGGAUGGCUGUGAUGCUUCACCAGCUCGGACAGAGGUGUGUGAUGGAGCUGGUGCUGCUGGCCGUCCUGUCCUGGGUCACCGUGUGGGCGGAGGAGAAGAUCAUAUUUGACAGGCACGCCGUUUACUGGAACAGCUCCAAUCCCAAGUUCUGGCAUGGCGAGUACAGAGUGGCAGUGAACAUCAAUGACUAUCUAGACAUCUAUUGUCCUUUCUACGAGGGUCCUCCAUCCCAUGGGCGAAUGGAGCGCUACAUCCUUUUUAUGGUCAACCAUGAAGGCUACACUUCCUGCCAGCACAGAAUGCGUGGCUUCAAACGCUGGGAGUGCAACCGCCCUAGUGGUCCUGAUGGCCCCCUGCGCUUUUCAGAGAAGUUCCAGCUCUUCACUCCGUUCUCGCUGGGCUUUGAGUUCAGGCCGGGGCACGAGUACUACUACAUCUCAUCUCCUCACCCAAACCAUGUGGGCCGGGCCUGUCUAAAGCUGAAGGUGUAUGUCAGACCUCCAGAUGGGUCGGGAUAUGAUUCUCCGGAGCCGUUCCUGACUGACGGUGGUCCAGAAUCCAACGCGGGUGGUGCGGUCCUGUUAGCGGCUCUGGCCCCACUCCUCCUGGGACCAGUCUUUGGGCUGUGACUACCCCUUCUCCCCCUCUUCUUGGAGCGCCCAUGCUGGGAUGAUGGGCUGGGCUGGCUGUCCCUCUAAAUCCACCACCCCUCAGGGAAGCCCUCUGUCUCCACCCUCUUCCUUCUUCCCUCCUCCACUGCAGUAUGACCACCAACCACCCUCCACUGCCAGCCCCCCUUUCAUGGCCCAGCCACAGACACCCUUCCCUGGAAUACCUGCAAUUUUUUUAUAAGCAGUCUGGGAAGCUACCCUUCCUUCUCUUUUCCCUGAAUCCCAGGCGGAGCAGCACCUUUCAGCUGAAAACACGAGAGAAAUGUCUCAGCACUCAUAUCAGGGGGUCGUUUUUUGACUUUUGACUCUUGCCCACUGAUGGGAUAGAAGUAGCCAUGGCUAUGAUUAAACUUGUCGUUCCAUUGCAGUCCCUAUCCUGCAAUCUCGGCUGGGGGCAUUAGGCGAUAGGCCUGAGUGCACAAAGAUUGGUUUUUUGCUCUCAUGGUUUUCCCUUCCUCCAACUACGAAUUGGAAGUGGCCAAGCUGGCAUUAAAAUUGGAAUUCAAUACAAACGCAGACCAUCUCCAAAGUACAAUGAGGAUGAGAGUGAUUAUAAUGAGCAGGAGAAAAGUUACCUGGACUUUACUGCAAAGAGAAAAAAGUGUGAAAGAAUUUUAAACUAGGCCAAGUAAGACAUGUCACUUGCUACAGCGUCAUGGAAACUUAUUCACAUUUGGUAUUUUUACCGUAGUUAACUAAAAUGUAUUUCACUGACAAUUUAUAAGAUAAAACAUCACAAUGUAACAGAAUAUUGACAAGUGGAAGUGAAAGUAUAAACAUUCAUCUGUUUUUUAUUAUAUAAACAUUCAAAAGUGUGGCAGGCACUGCAUUCCUCCUCCAUCUUUCUGUCCAGUUAAUUUGACAAGCCUUUUUGGGUAGUAACUCUAAAAGCUUUGAACAUCUUUACAGCAGCUUGACCCAUUCUUGUUUUGCAAAGUAGAUGCAGUUCAGAUUAGAUGCAGUCAAUGAAUAUCAGUCUUUAAGUCUUGACUGACUUCUAACUGGAUGUUGGUCUGGGCUUUGACUAGGCCAUUUUAGCUCUUGACAAUUUAUCUAAAUAAUUUUACUGUAGUUUUGGUUGUAUUUUUAUGGUAAUCUUAAGUCUCCUCUAGCCUCUACAAUAUAGAUAAUAGAUAAUAUAGACAAUAGAUAUCCAAUGUUGGUCAUCGAGGCCCUCUGUCAAUGAUUUUCAAUGAUGGGCAAUAAGCAAACUUUUACUAAACUGCAAUUAUCUGAAUUAGCUAUGUGCUAAAGCACGGAAACAUCUAAAACUUGCAGGACACUGGCCCUCAGGGACCGACUUUGGACCUGCUCUAAUAACAGGCCUUGGGUUUUCACUCUAUAUUGCCCCAUAUAUCCUCCAAUAGGCUCUAAGAAUCUCUCAAAAUGCAGCCUGUCCCUGCUGAAGACACCACUGGCACUGCCUACUAACCUUGUAAGAUGGUGUGUUCAAGGAAAUUGGGCUUUGUUUUUCUCUGAAAAUAAUGUUUUAUUUUGGACCCAUUAUCCCCUUCUAAGAUGCUGAACAUGGUUUGUUUUAUACAGGGGUUUUUUACAGGGUUUAUUUUGGCUCAACAGUGGGUUUGUUUUGUUGGUUAACUAAAAGUCAG
Messenger RNA from Cyprinodon variegatus (sheepshead minnow), 3024 nucleotides. It is a transcript of the gene efna2a, whose product is annotated as ephrin-A2-like. Gene Ontology annotation, biological process: ephrin receptor signaling pathway; axon guidance; osteoclast differentiation. Gene Ontology annotation, cellular component: plasma membrane. The coding region runs from base 746 to 1372 and encodes 208 amino acids. Gene Ontology annotation, molecular function: ephrin receptor binding. The transcript has 4 exons. Lineage: Eukaryota; Metazoa; Chordata; Actinopteri; Cyprinodontiformes; Cyprinodontidae. The record is from RefSeq and is a predicted model, not a curated record.